This is a messenger RNA of Oldenlandia corymbosa var. corymbosa, 1828 nucleotides long. NCBI's taxonomy places the organism in Eukaryota, Viridiplantae, Streptophyta, Magnoliopsida, Gentianales, Rubiaceae. The record is from the annotation of a GenBank genome assembly.
CAAAAUUUAAAUAUAUUUUUUUCUCUAUUAUUUCAAUUCAACAAAUAAAACUCUUAUUUUGAAAUAGAGCCAUUAUAAUAUUCUCUUCUCAACUACCAAACCCCGCCUUAUAAGAUGCAUUUAAAUACCAAAACCUUGUCAUUCACGAAUCAUAAUCACAAAGCAGCCAUAUACAGCUAUCAUCUACAUCCAAGUCUAUACCCAUAUACCAAUACCAAAUUAAUCACCAUAACUUCUGAAGAACAAACAAGAUGAUGAAGAUGAGAUCAUAUUACAAUCUCAACACAGCCAUUUUAGCUUUACUCUUCCUAGCAUUCUUCUUCUCAAAACCAACACUUCAAACUUCAUCAUCAUCACCAUACCCUAAAUACCCUCCACCGCCUCCCUGCCAAAGACUUGUAAAUGCAUAUUUUGCUUUACAAGCUUUUAAACGUUCAAUCACAUCAGAUCCUCAAGGGUUCACUUCAAAUUGGUUCGGUCCAAAUGUUUGCAACUACAACGGAGUUUUUUGUGCACCGGCUCCGGUUGACCCGAAAUGCGACACGGUUGCCGGAAUUGACCUAAACCAUGCUGGAUUAUCUGGUGUAUUACCUGAAGAAUUAGGUCUCCUAACUGAUCUUGCCCUUUUCCAUAUAAACUCGAAUCGAUUCUGUGGUACGCUCCCAAAGAGCUUCACCAAACUUAAACUCCUUUUCGAGCUUGAUGUGAGCAACAAUGAUUUUUCCGGUGAUUUCCCUUCUGUUGUUCUAAACCUACCUUCACUCAAAUAUCUUGAUAUAAGGUUCAACAAUUUCCAAGGAAGUAUUCCACCAGCCCUUUUUGACUUAAAGCUUGAUGCUUUAUUCAUAAACAACAACAAAUUCAAGUCUUCUUUACCUAAGAACAUUGGAAACUCAACAGUUUCGGUUCUUGUUUUGGCCAACAAUGAUUUUCAAGGAUGUUUGCCUUCCGGGAUCGGAAAAAUGGGCAAAACCCUUAAUGAAAUCAUCCUCAUGAAUGCCGGAUUAGGUGCUUGUUUGCCAGAAGAGCUUGGAUUACUGAAAAAAGUCACAGUCUUUGAUGUGAGUUUUAACAAUCUUGUCGGGAAGCUGCCGGAAUCCAUUGGGGAAAUGACUAGUUUGGAACAACUGAAUGUAGCACAUAAUAAACUUUCCGGCGAGAUUCCGGCGAGUAUUUGUUCGCUGCCGAAGCUGCAGAACUUCACGUACUCGUACAACUACUUUUGCGGUGAGCCCAAUAAAUGUCUUAGUUUGCCGGCUAAGGAUGAUACGAAGAAUUGUAUUCCGAGCAGGCCGGCACAAAGAUCAGCCCAAGAAUGCCAGGCUUUUUACUCACGUAAUCUCGUGGAUUGUAGUGCUUUUGGUUGUCAAUCUAAACGUUGGCCGCCGCCGCCGCCGCCCAAGGUUAGUCGUCCUCCACCUCCAGCACCGAAGAAGCCGGUAGCAUCAUCACCUUCGCCGCCACCACCGGUGUAUUAUUAAUUAUUUUACUUAUUUUUUUGGGGUGGGUUUUGAUUGUAAUUUUUAUUCAAAAAAAAAAGGAAGAAAAGAAUUGUACCCCAAAAAAAAAAAAGAAAAAAGAAAAGAAAAAAAGAUUGGUUAAUUAAAUACAUACUUUAGCAAUCAUCAAUAGUGAUUUUUUUUUAUUUACAUUGGACAAACUACUUUGUAUUGUCCUUAGAUUGACCUGACGUGGCUCUCUCUAUAUAUAUAUAUAUAAGUUUUUAAAUUCAUUUUCUUUUCUUGUGGGAAAGAGUUUAUUUGUACUUUUUGCCUUUUAACUAUUUCUAGCUUCUAGAAUAUACAAUUUGAAUUAAAUUAUCGUGGUG